AUGGCCCGGAUACCUGUGCAGACACAGGAGAGGUCAGGCUGGCUGGUCGUUGGGGUUCUCCAGGAUACCGGCUCUACUGAAUUCCAGACCGAGCUGCAGGAGGAUCCCUCCUUAGAGAAGCUGAGGGACCUGGCUGGCCUCAGGGAAGUGGAACUGUGGGGGAUCUGGAAGCAGCUGGUGGUCCCCCAGAAGUACGGCCACAGACUACUGUACCUGGCCCACGAUGUCCCGCUCUCAGGACACCAGGGGAUCCAGCGCACCAAGCAGAGGUUGCUACAGAAUGUUUACUGGCCCGGAGUCUGCGAUGCCGUCCAGCAAUACUGCAGGUCCUGCAACCUCUGCCAGAGGGUGGGGAAGGCCCGGGACAAGGCUCCCAGGCCCCUUUCCCAGGUACCUGCACCCGAGCGCCCAGGCCCCUUUCCCAGGUACCUGCACCCGAGCGCCCAGGCCCCUUUCCCAGGUACCUGCACCCGAGCGCCCAGGCCCCUUUCCCAGGUACCUGCACCCGAGCGCCCAGGCCCCUUUCCCAGGUACCUGCACCCGAGCGCCCAGGCCCCUUUCCCAGGUACCUGCACCCGAGCGCCCAGGCCCCUUUCCCAGGUACCUGCACCCGAGCUCCCAGGCCCCUUUCCCAGGUACCUGCACCCGAGGUCCCAGGCCCUUUCCCAGGUACCUGCACCCGAGGUCCCAGGCCCCUUUCCCAGGUACCUGCACCCGAGGUCCCAGGCCCCUUUCCCAGGUACCUGCACCCGAGGUCCCAGGCCCCUUUCCCAGGUACCUGCACCCGAGCUCCCAGGCCCCUUUCCCAGGUACCUGCACCCGAGCUCCCAGGCCCUUUCCCAGGUACCUGCACCCGAGCUCCCAGGCCCCUUUCCCAGGUACCUGCACCCGAGGUCCCAGGCCCCUUUCCCAGGUACCUGCACCCGAGGUCCCAGGCCCCUUUCCCAGGUACCUGCACCCGAGGUCCCAGGCCCUUUCCGAGGUACCUGCACCCGAGGUCCCAGGCCCUUUCCGAGGUACCUGCACCCGAGCUCCCAGGCCCCUUUCCCAGGUAGCUGCACCCGAGCUCCCAGGCCCCUUUCCCAGGUAGCUGCACCCGAGCUCCCAGGCCCCUUUCCCAGGUACCUGCACCCGAGCGCCCAGGCCCCUUUCCCAGGUACCUGCACCCGAGCUCCCAGGCCCCUUCCAGCACUGCCCCAGCUGCAGGAGCACUACCUCUGCCCAGACACUCGCUACACUGAGUGUGCAGUCCCACAGCGGCAGGGCUCUAUGUGA
Malaclemys terrapin pileata is the source of this 1275-nucleotide messenger RNA. RefSeq lists its product as uncharacterized. The record is from RefSeq and is a predicted model, not a curated record. NCBI's taxonomy places the organism in Eukaryota, Metazoa, Chordata, Testudines, Emydidae. The transcript is spliced from 6 exons. Bases 1 to 1275 code for a protein of 424 amino acids.